This is a messenger RNA of Onychostoma macrolepis, 3664 nucleotides long. It is a transcript of the gene dnajb1a, whose product is annotated as DnaJ heat shock protein family (Hsp40) member B1a. The record is from RefSeq and is a predicted model, not a curated record. The coding region runs from base 368 to 1375 and encodes 335 amino acids. Lineage: Eukaryota; Metazoa; Chordata; Actinopteri; Cypriniformes; Cyprinidae. The transcript has 3 exons. Gene Ontology annotation, molecular function: transcription corepressor activity; Hsp70 protein binding. Gene Ontology annotation, cellular component: cytosol.
CGAGCGCCGCCGAGCAAGCCAUUUUUCUCGGACUUUCUGCGGACGCUCGGCGACGUUGACAACUACAAUACAGUGCGUUUCGCCGGGAACUCUUUGAUAUUAAACUUUUACAUCGAUUAAAGUUCGAAGAGUCUCGGGAAAAUGAUCGCAUAUUGCAGGGACGCGGCAGUGGCUGUGAAAAUUGAUAUGUGAGGAUUUGGAUAAAUAACUUAAAAACAGUUUGAUAAACUCCAUCCGCGCGCUUCAUGUUCGACAGGAUAGGAGGAGGAGGAUCGUUUAAAAUUAGUCAAAUCGUUCAAUACUUGGAGGAUAUCGACAUAUGGAAACAGGUAGUUGAACAACAGCGGGGUUUUAGUCCAGUGUUGUGAUGGGUAAAGAUUAUUACAGGAUCCUGGGGAUAGAGAAGGGCGCCUCAGAUGAGGAGAUCAAGAAAGCCUACAGAAAACAAGCUUUAAGAUUCCAUCCCGACAAAAACAAAUCAGCCGGAGCAGAAGAUAAAUUCAAAGAGAUCGCCGAAGCUUACGAUGUCCUGAGCGAUGCCAAGAAGAAAGACAUCUAUGACAGAUGUGGAGAGGAUGGGCUCAAGGGACACGCCGGAGGUGGCUGCAACGGCCCUAGCUAUACUUUUCACGGCGAUCCUCAUGCCAUGUUUGCAGAGUUCUUUGGGGGCCGUAGCCCAUUUGAUCAGUUUUUUGCAUCUACGGGGGGUGCAGAUGAUGACAUGGACAUUGACGACCCCUUUGCAGCUUUCGGAAUGGGAGGAAUGGGCAGAUUUCCCAGAUCUUUCAAGUCUCGGGUUGGCGGUGUACACGGGGGCCGAGAAAAGAAGAAAGAUCCCCCAGUAGUGCACGAGCUCAAGGUGAGUCUGGAAGAAGUGUUUUCUGGUUGCACGAAAAAGAUGAAGAUCUCUCGCAAGAGGCUGAAUCCGGACGGCUGCACCAUGCGCACCGAAGACAAGAUCCUCACCGUGGACAUCAAACGUGGCUGGAAGGAGGGGACCAAGAUUACCUUUCCCAAAGAGGGAGACGAGACUCCAAUCAACAUCCCUGCCGACAUAGUGUUUGUGGUUAAGGACAAGGUUCAUCCGGUUUUUAGGAGAGACGGCUCUGACAUCAUCUACCCUGCAAGGAUAUCCCUCCGAGAGGCUCUAUGCGGCUGCACCAUCAGCGCUCCCACCCUGGACGGUAGAACUGUGACAGUGACAUCACGUGAUGUCAUCAAACCCGGUAUGAAGAAGAGGAUAACUGGAGAAGGACUGCCACUGUCCAAAUGUCCUGAAAAGAGAGGAGACAUGGUGCUAGAUUUCUCAGUGAAAUUUCCGGACAAGUUGGGACCGAGUGCCCGUGAAUCUCUGGUUCAGAUCCUACCACCUUGAGCGUUGCAAGCACUGGAGAACAUACUCUCAACACACAUAUCCUAUGAUUAAGCCCUUCAGAUUUUCUAGAUGUUACUGCACCUGAAAGUAUCAGUGGUAAAUACACAAAAGUCAAGCUCAGAGAAACACAAUAGAGCUCCCAAUAGAUUAUUUAUACCCCCUUACUUAUAUCUCAAUGCACUAUUACAAAACACUGUGAAACAUUUCAGAAGUAAUAUAUUGUUUUGCAGUACCUCCAAGUAAAUGCUCCGUCAUGCUUCUGUUUGCUUCUGCAGGUUUCUUUCCCUUUGAAUCUGUUUAUAUUUUCUUUAAUUAAAAUAAUAUUCCAAUUUUAAUCUCUGAGCAGUCAACAUUGUACUUAACAGUAAUAUCAAUGCCGAACAAUAGGGUUUUAUACAUUUCUGAGGAUCUCAAAUAGUAAUUGUAGAAGUGAGCGUGUGAUUGUGUGAAAUCCCAAUGACGGGGUUCCUGUGAGCUGAGUUUCUUUGCAUAGAUUAAACCCAGGAAAUUCACAAGGGCUCUUGAGCAUUAUCACAGUGCUUCCAGAGCAGGUGUGGUUACAUUUACUAUUGCUUGAUAAAAUUUCACUGGGGAAAUGGAGUCAUUCCAAUCCACCUCAUUUUUCAAUGUUGAAGUAAGCUAUUUUCUAUGAAUGUGGGAGAUUUCCAAUUCAUUAGAAAAAUAAUGCACACCCGAGGUGGUGAUGCAGGCAUGACGCAAAGUGGAGUUUUUUUCCCUCUGCUGUAAAGUUGGGCAUUUUAACAUGGGGGUCUAUGGGAUUGGUUCCCUUUUGGAGCCUGUCUCUAGCAGUCAGUUGAUGAAUUGUUGAAUUCAAGAGAGAGGGAGGAAGGUUUCCGCUUGGGAUAGACCUUAUGUGUCAGAGAAACAAGAGAAUUUCUUGUUAAAUCUUUAGAAUUUUCAUUUUUAGAAUUUUAAACUUCCGUUUUUGUGGUAACUCUAUAGGAUCACUGUUGAAGAUUAAUUGUAAUGUUCGAAGCGGAUGUCAUUAACAUUAGUAGACUGGGAAGAACUUACGGUACGAACUUACGGUAACGCUGUGGAAAUACAAACGGAAGACAAAGACAACGAGCAGUGCAAAAAAGGGGCGGAGCUACAAGGUCUAUAAGUACAAUAAAACUACUUGUGCUGCUAACCAGUGUGUUUAUAAUUGACAAUACAUUAAAAUAAUAUGAUAAGAAAUACCUGUUUGCAGUGUCGAGCAGUAUAACAAGCAGUUUUGUCAUUAAAAUGACUGGAAGCCAAUGACAACGGAUGCCUCGCACAUUCAACUUAAACGGCUGCAUCAGCUCAUACAUUAAAAAGAAGGAGAAUAGGAAUCUGUGUGAGGGCAAAAAUUUUCCCCACGCAGAUUUUCAAAUGAAGCAGCUUUCUUGUGCCCAACGCAGUGAAUUUCUGUGACUGCUUUGAAACUGGCACAGAAACGUUCGCACGGAAUUCCCAAACGGAUUGGAAAAACCGAAUUUCAACCAUGCAAAUUCGAUGAGCAAUGGUGAAUGCAACCACGCAUUUAAACUAUAGACACCACUGGCUUUCUCCUGCUAGGAGCGACCCAUGAUAGGUUACUGUGAUUUCCACGUCACCACUGUGUCUUUGAGCACAUAACUGCUCCAUUCAGACCAUUCCUCCUCUAGUUAUUUGUUUGUUGCAGCCAAGUACAUUUCAGGUUUAAAAAUGCCUGAAUGUAUCUUUAAUGAACUAUUAAUGAGUGAUGUUUUGGAAAGCAUAAAUGUGUUGGUGCAAAAUUACACUCUUCAGCUUCUAAUUUGCUAAGGAGCAUUCAUUUGUGGGAAUGUGGGAACACUAUAAAACAUUAAACACAGUUUAAACCUUAUUUUGCUUGCAAUAAAUGUGGCUUGAAAAUAAUUCAUAAUAUUCUUUCAUGGCCCUGGAAACACACUUAUUUUAGAGUCAUAUAUUUAUGCUGUUAUUGUAGUGCAUACAUCAAGAUGAUGUACAAUGAUGAGAUGAUGGCGAUUUUAUAGACUUUAUUGGAUUUUGCAUCUUAGAACUGCCAUUACCAGAAGUAAUUUUAUAAGGAAUGACAGUAUUUGUGCCAAACGUUUGCAGAUUGCAAUGGCACAUAUGCGCACAGUUUAAAGUACCUCACACAUUAUUGUUGCAUCAUAUCAGCAUGCUAUUUUAAAUUCACAACGUUAUGGAAUAUGUGCGUUUCUGUAAAAAGAUAUUGGCUUUUUUAGCGAAAUGCUUCACGAUUCUUUAUCAUGCGUAAUUGUUUUUAUUUCUUGCAAUUAAAGGCUUUACAAGUGC